ACUCUCUGUUGUACUCAUGAACUGCCCAUCCUUCACUUAAUUAAGAUAUCAAACAACAAGAGAUGGCAGAGAAUGUGAAGGAAGAAGAGGAAAGAAACAGCAGAAAAGAUGAUAGUAAUAAGGUGGAGGAUAUGAAGAAGAAGAAGAAGAAGAAACAGCUUGGAGGCAUCAAGACAAUGCCAUUCAUCCUUGCAAAUGAAAUAUGUGACAGAUUCGCAGCCACUGGAUUCCACGCCAAUAUGACAACGUAUUUGACACGGCAGCUGAACUUGCCCCUGGUUAAGGCUUCUAAUACUCUCACCAACUUCAGUGGAACGGCUAGCUUCACUCCCCUUAUUGGUGCUCUAAUCGCCGAUUCUUACGCCGGCCGAUUUUGGACCAUCAUCAUCGGCUCCAUCAUCUAUGAACUGGGAAUGAUCGGCAUCACCGUAUCAGCAAUACUCCCAUCACUGCGACCUCCACCAUGUCCAGCUCAACUGAACUGCAAAGAAGCCUCAACUUCACAAUUAUGGGUCCUCUACAUAUCCCUCCUCCUUACAUCCCUGGGCACUGGUGGGAUCAGGCCUUGUGUGGUAACAUUUGCUGCAGACCAAAUUGAUAUGACUAAAUCAAGUGUUGCUUCUCGUGGCUGGAAUUUCUUCAACUGGUACUAUUUUAGCAUGGGAAUGGCAACAUUAACUGCCUUGACUGUUGUUGUUUAUGUACAAGAUGAUGUGGGUUGGGGUUGGGGCCUUGGAAUCCCAACCAUUGCCAUGGCUUUGUCCAUUGCAGCUUUUGUAUUUGGUUCUCCACUUUAUGUCAAAUUAAAACCAGGUGGAAGCCCUUUGGUUAGAUUAGCUCAAGUGAUUGUUGCUGCCGUGAAGAAGAGAAAAUUGGCGGUGCCUCGUGACCCUGCUUUCCUAUACCAGAAUAAAGAGCUUGAUGCUGCUAUUUCUGUCAAUGGAAGGCUCUUGCACACCAAUCAAUUCAAGUGGCUUGAUAAAGCUGCAAUAGUAACAGACGGUGAGCAAACAGAUUCAAAGAAUCCUAACCUCUGGAGGCUAGCUACAAUCCAUCGAGUUGAGGAGCUAAAAUCCAUUGUCAGAAUGCUACCAAUUUGGGCUGCUGGGAUCUUACUAGUAACAGCUUCUUCACAUCUACAUAGCUUUGUCAUCCAACAAGCUCGCUCGAUGGAUCGUCGAUUGUCCCAUUCCUUUGAAAUCCCACCAGCUAGCCUAUCCAUCUUCAGCAUUCUCACCAUGCUCACAGGCCUUGUUUUAUACGAACGACUCUUCGUCCCCUUGGCUCGUCGCUUCACUGGAAACCCCUCAGGCAUCACUUGCCUGCAGAGAAUGGGCAUAGGUUUCUUCAUCAAUAUAAUCGCCACUGUUGUUUCAGCACUGGUUGAGAUGAAAAGAAAAGCAGUCGCAGCCCAUCACAACUCACUUGAUGAUCCUAAAGCCAUUAUUCCAAUAAGUGUGUUUUGGUUGGUUCCUCAGUUUUGCCUGCACGGAGUAGCAGAAGUUUUCAUGUCUGUUGGGCACCUGGAAUUUCUUUAUGAUCAAUCACCAGAAAGCAUGAGAAGUACAGCUGCAGCUCUCUAUUGGAUAGCAAUUUCCAUGGGAAAUUAUAUUGGAACACUGAUGGUGUCACUAGUUCACAAGUAUACUGGUCAGGAAAAUAACUGGUUGCCUGAUAGGAACCUGAACAGGGGAAGAUUGGAUUACUAUUACUGGCUUGUCACAGGAAUCCAAGUUUUAAAUCUUGUUUAUUAUGUAAUUUGUGCUUGGGUUUAUACUUACAAACCCUUAGAAGAGGCCAAUGAAGAAGAUGGUGAAGCAGCUAAUGAUGAGAUAGAGAUCCCAUGUAAGCGAUUGAAUGAUGGACAUGGGGAUGGAGAGGUCGAGCUAACAAUGUCAACAAAUGAGAUGGUCAGGAUUGUUUAGGAGAUUAGCUACGCUUGCAAUGUGAAUUAUAAAGCAUUUUUUGUAUUCAAAUAAAUGGAAAUCUCAUGGACUAAAUGAUAUUUCUAAAUAAAAUGUUUUAAUAUGUCA
Messenger RNA from Hevea brasiliensis (rubber tree), 2033 nucleotides. RefSeq names its product protein NRT1/ PTR FAMILY 3.1. Gene Ontology annotation, cellular component: plasma membrane. Bases 63 to 1925 code for a protein of 620 amino acids. Gene Ontology annotation, biological process: transmembrane transport. Gene Ontology annotation, molecular function: transmembrane transporter activity. The record is from RefSeq and is a predicted model, not a curated record. The transcript is spliced from 4 exons. NCBI's taxonomy places the organism in Eukaryota, Viridiplantae, Streptophyta, Magnoliopsida, Malpighiales, Euphorbiaceae.